Molecule: messenger RNA, 853 nt
Organism: Malania oleifera
Lineage: Eukaryota; Viridiplantae; Streptophyta; Magnoliopsida; Santalales; Ximeniaceae
Product: HVA22-like protein i
Exons: 6
Coding region: 128-616 (162 amino acids)
Source: RefSeq, a predicted model, not a curated record
UCCAAUCUCUCUCUCUCUCUCUCUCUCUCUCUCUCUCUCUCGGUGGAUACACGCAUUCUGCAGACAAAUUCAGCAAGGAAGCAGCAGUUUCUGUUUUCUAUCCAUUUGCACAUGUUGGGGAAUCAAAAUGAUGGGAUCUUUUCUUUCAAGAGCCCUUGUAAUGGUUUUUGGUUAUGCUUAUCCUGCAUAUGACUGCUUCAAAUCUGUGGAGAAGAACAAACCCAAGAUUGAGCAACUCAUAUUUUGGUGCCAGUACUGGAUUUUAGUUGCCAUGCUUACGGUUUGCGAGAGAGUUGGGGAUGCUUUUAUCUCAUGGUUACCAAUGUACAGCGAAGCAAAGGUGGCACUUCUUAUAUACCUUUGGCAUCCUAAGACAAAAGGGACAAUAUAUGUUUAUAAUUCUUUUUUUCGGCCGUUUUUGGCAAAGCAUGAGAAAGAAAUCGACCGUAACUUGUUGGAGAUGAGGACUAGGGCUGGGGAGAUUGCAAUUGUGUAUUGGCAAAAGACUGCAAGUUAUGGCCAGGCAAGGUUUUUUGAGAUUUUGCAGUAUGUUUCUUCUCAAUCUGCAUUAAGGUCUUAUGCUGCUCAAGAAUCCAUGGGCAAAGAAAAGAAGUAGAUCAUUUUUUUGUUGCAUACCAGCUGGUAACCCUUUAAUCAGGCGACUGAGGUGAGGAAUUUUUCCUUCUCCUUGUGCCUUAAUUUUUUGUUUUCUGUUUAUGAAGAACUUGUGCAUAAUUGUUUCUAGUAAUGACAUGGGAGAGGUACAUUGUAGAAAUAUGAUGAACAAGAAAUUUUGAAUGUUUCCUUUUUUUCCCAAAAAGAUUCUAGCCUUACAUGAAACUUCUAUCUGUUA